Molecule: messenger RNA, 2849 nt
Organism: Hydra vulgaris (swiftwater hydra)
Lineage: Eukaryota; Metazoa; Cnidaria; Hydrozoa; Anthoathecata; Hydridae
Product: A disintegrin and metalloproteinase with thrombospondin motifs adt-1
Molecular function (GO): carbohydrate binding
Source: RefSeq, a predicted model, not a curated record
CAAAUCAAAACAAAAAAAAGAUAUGAUAAUAAUGCUUCAAAUUGUUAAUUAGGACAGCAGGUAAAAUAGUUAAAAGAUGGCGCUUAACAGAUGAGAAUUAUGCGCAUCAAAGAAUGCAUUGAUUCGAAAUUACAAUUGGAAGUUGUCAAGUCUUCAAUAUCACAAUAUGCGAAGGAUCUUCAAAAGUAAUAACCUGUCCAAAAAACUCCAUAAUAAAAAUCGAAAGUGCUAUGUAUGGUUGUCUGAGCGUUCAUAAAUGUUUAAACAAUAGUGAAUCAAAUUUGGUUUUUUUAAAGUCAUCAAACAUUGCUUAUAUAAUUCAAGAGUUGUGUGAUGGAAAUAUCAGUUGCUUUAUUCAAUCCAAUAAUAACAGUUCUGGUGGUGAUCCUUGUCCGGGCAUAUUAAAACAUAUGUUCAUUAAGUAUAUGUGUUCUCUAGAGGCUGAAUGUGAUGCUUUUUUACAGGAAAAGGAUACUUUAAUUAAAAAUGGAAGUUUGGUUGCAGUAUUAAAAUCAAUUAAUAAAGAAUACUCUGUCUCUUUUGAAAUAAAUCCUACAGAGUUUUUUCUUACCAAUUAUACAAGUGUCAUUCAUUUAACUACUGGAAACAAUACUUUGAACUACGGUAGUCGCAACCCAGCUGUAUUUUUCUUGAAGAAUGGAAAUGGAAGUGUUCAUGUUUGCUCUGCUUUAAACAGCAGUAUAAAUGUUUGUAAAAAUACAAGUCCAAUACAUCUUGGGAUUUGGUCAUCAAUUAAAAUAUCACAAAAUUUGUUUCAAGCAAAAUAUAUUUAUUCUAUUCAACUCAAUAAUAAGAGUAUUUUAAAUGUUGAAAAUACAGAUGCCCGAACAUUUUUAAAUGUUAGUGUAUAUAUUUCAGAUCCAUGGUACAUUGCUCAACCUGGAUUAAUUAGAAAAGUUGUAAUAAAAAAUGAAUAUUCUGUGUCUUGGGUACAGUGGAGUCCAUGGUCAGUUUGCAAUAAUUCAUUAGGAAUAAUAAAUAGAAGUAGGAAAUGUAAUAUUUCAAAUACUAUGAAAUGGUGUUGUGGUGAAAACUAUGAAGAAAAACAAUGUUUUAAUUUUUGGACACAAUGGAGCAGUUGGUCACACUGCAAUGAUUCUUUUGGAUUUAUACAUAGAAAGAGAGAUUGCAAUGUUUCAAAUUAUUUAGACUGGUGUUAUGGUAAUAACUCUGAAGUCAUGGAAUGCUUUGCAUUUUGGUCCCAAUGGAGCAAUUGGUCGAUUUGUAAUGGUACCUAUGGAUUUACAAACAGAAUAAGAGAGUGUAACGUUUCAAAUGCUGGAGAUAGGUGUCAAGGUAUUGGCUCUGAAGUAAAAGAAUGCUUUGCUUUUUGGACACAAUGGAGCACUUGGUCAAACUGUAACGACUCCUUUGGAUUUAUGAACAGGACAAGAGCUUGUAAUGCUUCCAAUGCUAUGGAGUGGUGUCUUGGUAACAACUUAGAACUGGUAGAGUGCUUUGUUUUUUGGACUCAAUGGAACGAUUGGUCAAGCUGCAAUGGUUCAUAUGGAUUUACUAACAGAACGAGGGGGUGUAAUGCUUCAAAUCAUAUAGAUAAAUGUUUUGGCAAAACUUGUGAAGUAAUGGAAUGCUUUGUUUUUUGGACACAAUGGAGUAGUUGGACUUCUUGUAAUAGCUCUCAUGAAUUUAUGAACAGGACAAGGGAGUGUCUUGUCUCAAAUACUAGUAAUUGGUGUGAUGGUGAAAUGUUAGAAAUAAGAGAAUGUUUUGAAAUGUGGUCAUCAUGGAGUGAGUGUUCUGUAUCAUGUGGAAGAGGUAAUAAAACUAGCUAUUCAUUAAAAGGGAAAGAAAGAGUCGAGUCUUGUGGAACAUAUAACUGUCCAGUUGAUGGAAUGUGGGGUAAUUGGAAAAAUCUUGAUUGCUCUAAGACAUGUGGUAGUGGAAUAAAAACCUUCAGCAGAACUUGUAAUAGUCCUUAUCCUGCCUAUGGUGGUCAAAAUUGCAUGGGUACUAGUAAUUACACAGAAGAUUGUCAUAGUGAUGUAAUUUGCCCAGUAAAUGGAUAUUGGUCAGCAUGGUCACCUUGGUCAUUAUGUUCUCAGCAAUGUGAUGGGGGUGCAAUUAUUAGAUUUCGAAGUUGUACUAAUCCUAAACCAAGUUAUCGGGGUCUGCCUUGCUACGGAAGCAGUAGUGACACAUUUAAUUGUUCUUCGAAAAUUUGCACGCUUGUGAAUAUGAACUUGGUCAUUUUUUUUACGGACGAAAACUAUACUGAGCAAUAUUCUGACUUAACAAGUGAUCCUUCUAUAGAUCUUAAAAAACGAAUCCAAAAAGCAAUUUCUAAUUUUUAUAGCCAAUAUAAAAAGAAUGGUGGUUUUAUUAUUACAUUGAAUUUUAUGAGAAACGAUGAUGGUUCUAAUCAUUAACUCAAUUAAAACAUUUGAUUUUAAUUUUUUCUACAUCCAAGAAAUUGAACUAUGCUGCUAUUCGCAACAUUUCUUGUUUGUGUGAAACAUUGUUCAAUUUGUUUGAGAUUGCUAUUUGGAUUUACGAAUGUCAUAAUGACGAUAAUAAAUUAUUAAGUUUGAUUGACGUUUUUUUUUUUAUUUUUUUUUUAUUGCUGUUACAGCCCUACAUGAUGUGGAUAUUGGAAUGUCUGCAUGUUGGAGAAAAGUGGAGAACAUUUAGUUGUCCAUAACAUGUGUAACUCAAUAUUCAUUGCAAGUAUUAGAUACAAAACCAUUGAUGCGCAUGUUUUUUUAAAGCAGAGAAAAGAAACUUUUAAAAUUCCUAUAAAAGACGAGGUUUUAUAUUGCUACGUAGUAAUAUGAUAUUACAAAAAUUUGAUUUUUUUUUUCUAACCAGUG